Messenger RNA from Cyprinodon tularosa, 2075 nucleotides. It is a transcript of the gene hoxd9a, whose product is annotated as homeobox D9a. Lineage: Eukaryota; Metazoa; Chordata; Actinopteri; Cyprinodontiformes; Cyprinodontidae. The coding region runs from base 84 to 908 and encodes 274 amino acids. The transcript is spliced from 2 exons. The record is from RefSeq and is a predicted model, not a curated record. Gene Ontology annotation, molecular function: DNA-binding transcription factor activity, RNA polymerase II-specific; RNA polymerase II cis-regulatory region sequence-specific DNA binding. Gene Ontology annotation, cellular component: nucleus. Gene Ontology annotation, biological process: regulation of transcription by RNA polymerase II; DNA-templated transcription; proximal/distal pattern formation.
CAAAAAUACUAUGAUUGUUCAUAGAGGGAAGCUUCCCGUUAACAGCACGACCCUUUUUAUAUGAGUAAGGAAGGGAUGGAAAAAUGUCUUCCAGCGGCGCUCUCAGUAACUGCUAUGUGGACGCUGUAAUGGGACAGGAGCCGGAGGAGCUGUACGGGGCUCGCUUCAUCCAGCCCCAGCACACCGUGACCCCGAGGCCACCGCCAGGUGCCGGGGACAGCGCAGACUUCUCCUCAUGUAGCUUUACGCCAAAGUCCGCCGUUUUCUCCCCAUCCUGGACCUCGAUGCACCCUCAGGGACUGUAUCACCCCUAUGUCCACCAUCACCACCACCACCAGUCCCAUCUGCCCGCAUCGGACAGCAGAUACGUCGGCAUGCGCUCCUGGAUGGACCCGAUUUCCAACCACGUUUCAUUCGCUGGUUUCCACUCCUCCGGCAGCAGACCGUACGGAACCAAGCCGGAACUCCCUUUGCCUGCGAAGCCUGCAGGCUGCGACUCGCUGGAGGAGACAGAAACGGUUCCUGGGGCUGAGGCGCGUCCCCCGGCGGCGGAGUUCUCCUGCGGCAGCGCGGAGUGUCGGGAAAAGCCGAGCCGGGAGCAGAGUGGGAGCGAGGCUUCGAGUCAUGGCGAGCCCAAAGACGAGAAGCAACAACUUGACCCAAACAAUCCUGCAGCUAACUGGAUCCACGCCCGCUCAACGAGAAAGAAGCGCUGCCCCUACACUAAAUAUCAGACUUUAGAGCUGGAGAAGGAGUUUCUUUACAAUAUGUAUCUGACAAGGGACCGGCGCUACGAGGUGGCCCGCAUACUGAGUUUAACAGAAAGACAAGUGAAGAUCUGGUUCCAGAACCGGAGGAUGAAGAUGAAGAAGAUGAACAGAGAAAGAAGCGGAAAGGAGAUCAUUUAAACUCGUUUUUGUUGCAACAAGAAACUCGAUCUGAACUCUCAAAUCUAUUUCGUACAGCCAUUUUCAGAUGGGCCUUUAAGUGACGCCGUCAAGGACCCAUAUGCCUCACAUAUGAGGAAUUUGUUUCUGAUGAGAUCCUGGCGGAUCACUUCAAGCUGAACUGGUUUGAAUAUUUCUCACCAUCGUCAGCUGCAAACUGGGACGUAAAAGCAACAUGAAAUGUGCCAGUGUAUUUCGCCUGUUUCUAGAUUUGGAGUAAAACAUUUCUGCUGCAGCUAGAGCUUUUGACUGUUAUGUCAUUGAGCAAACACACAUAUGUGACAUGUGCGUCGGGAGUUAUAUAUGAUCAGUGUUUACAGAAAAUAAUAAGCAUAUGUGCAGCUUAGCUUACUGAAGAGGAGAGAUCAUUACAGAAAAAAAACGCCUAUUCGAAAUAAUUAUUGCAUAAUUAAAAACGUUCAAAGUAGCUCUGACAGUUAUUUUUUUUCACACCACAAAUAUUAUCCUAUUUCUAACAGAAAAUACCAGGAGUUAAGACAUAAAUAUAUUUUUAAAUGACGCAUUUUUUAAAAACAGUGGGUUUUAAAGUACUAAUAAAGUGUUUAUUAUUUGAAAAUCGCAUUUUUGGAGGAUUUCAAAUUUAUUGUCCAAGUUGCAUCAGUAAUUGCUUUAAAGCAGGAAGAAAGGCGGCCCAAUAAAGCUAUAGAAAUGGCCAGACGUCUGGCCUAAAUUAGUUUAUGGAGCCUGCUCAGUAAUUGCACCCUCUCUUUGAAAACCCCUAUCAGCUACUCCUUGGGCUUUUUGCGUCUGUUGCUGACAAACAGAGGAUAGACGCUCUUUUUUCACCAGGGGUGUCUGGACGAUGAAUUGUUUUAGAGGAAAUUCACCCCAAAUGCACCCCCCCCCCCCCCCCCCCAAUCUAAUGGUCAGGUUUAUUCAUCAACUGCACUUCCCACCGAUGGGAAAAAACUUCACUUUGACUGCAUGGAUGGCAGUGUGGGCCCUGCAUCUAAUGACUCUAGAGUUAAAUGCUAAGCUACUCCAAGCUCUGUGUGCGCAUCAGGUGUUGCCAAUUUGUAAUAAUGCGGUUUUGCUCUCGAACUUGCUGACUUGAUUUUUUAUUCUAUUUCACUAAAAAUAUAGAUCUCUCUAAAAAAAUAAAACAAA